Messenger RNA from Camellia sinensis, 2081 nucleotides. RefSeq names its product sulfhydryl oxidase 2. Gene Ontology annotation, biological process: protein folding. Gene Ontology annotation, molecular function: protein disulfide isomerase activity; flavin-dependent sulfhydryl oxidase activity. NCBI's taxonomy places the organism in Eukaryota, Viridiplantae, Streptophyta, Magnoliopsida, Ericales, Theaceae. Gene Ontology annotation, cellular component: Golgi membrane. The record is from RefSeq and is a predicted model, not a curated record.
GAUUCAUAAUUUCGAACAGUCCCGGAGGGACACGUUGGGUCAACCAGAUCGCCCCUACUUUUGAAACCUCCGACGAAGCCCCCAAACGUUACUACUUCGACUAGCCGACACAGACCAUAAAAUCACACAGUUCAAAAUUCACGUUCUCUCUCUCUUUCUCUCUUGUUCUUCCAUGUCGUCUGUUCUUAUGUUUCUGGCUCUGUUCCUCUUGAGCUUCCAAGCAUCGUCACCAGCUUCAAUUGUGCCUCGUUCAAUUCUCAGGUCUAUCAACGACAACAACGCUGAUCAUCCAGACGUCGCGCUCGAUCUAAAUGUUGCCAAUUUCGAUUCAGUUCUUAAGGAGACUCAAGCUACCUACGCCAUUGUCGAAUUCUUCGCUAACUGGUGCCCAGCUUGCAGAAAUUACAAGCUCCAUUACGAAAAGGUAGCAAGACUUUUCAAUGGACCUGAAGCAGUUCAUCCAGGGAUUAUAUUGAUGACAAGGGUAGACUGUGCAUUGAAGACAAAUAAUGAACUUUGCAAAAGGUUCUCCGUUGAUCGUUAUCCCAUGCUUUUGUGGGGCCUUCCUUCUAAAUUUGUUGCUGGUGGUUGGGAGCCUAAACAAGACAAAAAUGAGAUACAUUCUAUUGAUGAUGGACGAACCGCUGAUCGCUUGCUUAACUGGAUUAACAAGAAAAUGGGCAGCUCAUAUGGAUUGGACGACAAGAAAUAUGAGAAUGGGCAUCUCGAAUCAAAUGUGUCUGACGCUGGACAGAUUGUACAUGCUGUAUACGAUGUUGAGGAGGCAACAUCAACUGCCUUUGACAUCAUCUUAGAGCAUAAGAUGAUAAAAUCAGAGACUCGGGCAUCACUUAUAAAGUUUCUUCAACUUCUAGUGGCUCAUCAUCCUUCUAAGAGGUGCCGGAAGGGAAGUGCAGAAUUACUUGUGAACUUUGAUGAGUUGUUGCCACCUGAUAUUUGGUCAGCCAAAAGACAAGAAUUCAUCAUUGUUAACGGAAAGGGUGCACUAAAGAAUUUCCAGAUUUGUGGAAAAGAAGUUCCUCGUGGAAAUUGGAUGUUUUGUCGUGGUAGCAUAUAUGAUACUAGAGGCUUUAGCUGUGGAUUAUGGGUUCUAUUGCAUUCGCUUUCCGUGAGAGUUGAAGAUGGGGAGAGCCACAUAGCGUUCACAGCUGUUUGUGAGUUUAUUCACAGCUUCUUCAUCUGUGAGGAGUGUCGGCAACAUUUUUACGAGAUGUGUUCAAGUGUUUCAACUCCUUUCAACAAAACCCGUGACUUCGUCCUCUGGCUGUGGAGCGCACAUAACAAAGUCAAUGAGAGAUUAAUGAAAGAAGAAUCGUCUCUUGGAACUGGUGAUCCUAAAUUCCCGAAAUUCAUUUGGCCUUCAAAACAGCUUUGCCCUUCAUGUUUUCUUGCUCGAAGCCGGAUUGAUUGGGAUCGUGAUGAGGUUUUCAAGUUCUUGGCUAGCUACUAUGGAAAGAUGCUGUUGUCUACGCACAAGGGCCACGAGCUUCUUGGUGAUGGUGGGACAGAAAGGGUUGUUCUUGCUGAAGAUUUGGCUGCCUCAAUAAAUGCAGUUGUAGUACCGUUGGGUGCAGCAUUGGCAAUUGCAAUUGCCAGCUGUGCGUUUGGAGCACUUGCUUGCUUCUGGCGCUCUCGGCAGAAGUAUAAGAAGUUACAUCAUAUGCACACUUUAAAGAACAUAUAAUUUUUCUGAAGAUUAUUGUGUUAUUUGAAAGCAGGGACGGAACAGAGAAAUCAAGAAACUUAAAAGAAAAGAACGGAAAAAUGAGAGAGAGAGAGAGAGAGAGAGAGGGGGGGGGUUGUGUUUGCUAGGAGGUCGAUAUUUAUUUGUUUUUGUUCUGUUAACGUUGCAGUCUGAGGAGAAGCUGGAAAUGAGGUUGUGGAAAGGACAGAUUUACAAGAGGCUUCAAAUUAGGGCACACAAAGAGGUGAAACUAAGGCACUGGGAUAGAGGAAUGCCAAACCAAAGUUAUUUUUUCCUUUGAUUAUGUAAUGUUGGAAUGUGUAGGUUAUAUGUUAAAUGAUGCAAAUGAUUCUAUGGACCAGAGUCCUUUUGCUUU